Molecule: messenger RNA, 1363 nt
Organism: Hippocampus comes (tiger tail seahorse)
Lineage: Eukaryota; Metazoa; Chordata; Actinopteri; Syngnathiformes; Syngnathidae
Product: leucine-rich repeat-containing protein 74A-like
Exons: 6
Coding region: 49-1263 (404 amino acids)
Molecular function (GO): protein binding
Source: RefSeq, a predicted model, not a curated record
UUUCAGAGUGGAAUAUUCUUUUUUUUUUUCCCUAUUUAGGUGAACACGAUGUUAAAGCACCUUGACCUAUCAUGGAAUGGUUUUGGGAAUGAAGGGGCCCUAGCAAUAGGCGAAGCUCUGAAAUUCAAUCGCACUCUGGUGCACCUCAAUCUCAACAACAACCGAAUCACCAAUGGGGGUGUCAGCAUGCUCUGCAGGGGCCUUGAGUACAACGACACCUUGCAGGUGCUGAUGCUGGCUUACAAUUCACUAACAGUAGAGGGUGCACUGUCCUUGGUCUAUAUGGUGAAGAAAAUGCCUAAAACUUCCUUGGAGGAGAUUAACAUCAGUCAGAAUGUGUUGGUCAAUGAAAACUUUUUACAUCUGCUGGAGGUGACUUGCAAAGAGCAUCCUGGUGUGAAUGUACAAUACGCAGGUGUUGGAGGGUUUAUUGCCAAGAAACCAUUAAAACGCAUCGACCCAAUGAAAGUCAUCCAGGACUAUCUGAAUCAACACAAGCUACGUCUGUGGGAUUUCUUCCGAAAUAUUGACAAAGAUGCCACAAUGCGAGUCCCUGUGAUUGAUUUCAGGAACGCAAUACAGCAAUCAAGUGUUCCCUUGGAUCGAUUCCAAAUUGAGGAGCUUAUCCAAAGGCUGGAUCGCGACAGGACAGGAAUGGUGGACUACAGGGGACUGGUCGAUACCAGGAAGCAGAUGAUGCAGAAUCACCGCCGACAACUGCGCAAGGUCGCAUCCCGUCUGAAGAAAGAGAAGCGUAAGAGCGACCGCAUCCUCAAGACCUUCCAGAACGCUGUGGAGGCAGUGACACCACACGGCUCUGCGGUCAUCUCUCCAGAGGACACCAAAGAAGAUUCCACUGGGUCAAAUCGCUUUUCGGCCACUUUCCUUAGCUCUCGCCACCACAUCGUGAUGUCAAACAGUGGCACAAUCUCCAACCCCAGCAGUGGCCACAUCCACCUGCCCGUGUUGGCAGGCAGGACGCCACACCGUUUCACCAAGUCUCCAAACUUGCACUCACGUUCUCAACCCAAUUUGCAGAUUUGUUCCCUUUGGUCUGCCGAAGGCAGGUCCAUUCCUGCACGGGCUGUUAGUUCCAAUCUAGAAACGGGCCACAGCAAGCUUAAACAACCAACUGUUAACCACCUGACCAGGUCCAGACCUGCUCUUGACACCACAGAGUUUGGUAUUAAAGCCAGGAAAGGCAACAAAUCUAAAGCGAAGAAACUUGUGGGGAAGUACUCAAAGAAUCCAAAGACAUUUUAAAAAUUUCAGUCAACAAUGUGUCUCAAUAUUGGUGCGAUUUAAUUCGCUUGACCAGUGGAGGCUGUUUUACUCAGAAAACUGAAUAAACACAAGCAUGUCG